CCAACGCGUUCGCAGCACAUGUCCGCGAACAGAGCGCGCCAGCAGCAAGCACGGACUAGUCCACAUCCACAUCCACAGCCACAGUCACAGCUCAGCCCCAGCCAGCGCUGCACCAGCAACAACACAAUGGCCCGUGCUCCUCCACUCGUGCGCAGCCUCUGUCUGCUGCUACUCCUGGGAACACUUUGUGAUGCCGUCUCCGUGACGACAGGCACCUCGGGCCACAGUCACAGCCACAGCCACAGCCACCGCCGCCGCUCGGGCGGCGCGCAAUCCCUGGCGGAGGACACUGUGCCGGAUCAGCUGGCCCUGGCAGGACGCACGCACAGCAGACGUGGCGCCAGCCAUGCAGCGCUCCAGAGCAGAGCCAAAGAGGCGCAGAACAAAGAUUAUGCCUACGGACAGGUGGAACUGAAUCUGGUGCGACCCGAGCCAGAGGCGUUGUAUCCGAGCAGUCUGAGCACGACCACGGCGGCAGUCGCAAGUGGAGUUCGUGAGCAUCCGGAUACGAUCACGCUGGAGGAUUCGCAGAGUGCCGCCGAGUAUGUGGCGAAUGCCAUUAAGCUGGCCUACCAGCAGCCCCAGCUGACCAUCCAAACGCACUCGCAGGCAGCCCCCAAGGAGCCGCAGGCGACCUCCGAGCAGCCGCAGCGGGAUGAGGAACGGAACGGGAGCGGCAGGCAGGCACAGCCCGCACCAGCGCCCGUGUACGAGAAGGAGCCCGUGACGCGCAGCUAUGAGCUCUACGAACAGGCAGAACCCUCAACACAGUCACAGUUGCAGUCACAGUCACAGUUUCAGUCGGAGUUGCAGUCACAGUUGCAGUCACAGUCGCAGUUACAGUUGCAGCCGCAAGCGGGGGAGAUCGAGCGGCAGUAUCGGACCAAGUACUACAACUAUGUGCCGUAUCCGGCGCCGCAGCUGUACCGCAACCUGGAGGCUGAGGCCGAGGAGAAGGUGCGAGUGUCCGCCUCCACGGAGAUACCCAAGUCGGAGAUCAUGAAGCAGAUCGAGAAGUCGGUCAUCAAGUACAUGAAGGAGCUGGAGGCGGAGGGCAAGAUACUGAGCACGCCCCAGGAGCAGCAGCAGCAGCCGCAGUCGAUGCCACCGCCGCUGAUCAAAACCUACUACAAGCCGGCAUCCGCCUCCAUUUCAGUAUCCUCGGCGGCACCAUCCUCCUCAUCCUCCAGUUCAGGCAGCUCUGCCUCGUCCGAGGAGAAGCGCUACAGCAGCAGCACAGUGAGACCGAAGUACACAGCGGCGCCGGGACAGGGUCGCCAGCAGGGACAGCCGUCGUCGACGUCGUCGUCCUCCUCCUAUCACCAUCAUCAUCAUCAUCCCAGUGGUGGCAGUCUGGCAGCGCACCAUCAUCAGGGCAAGGCUCAUCCGCAUCUUCACUCCCAGUCGUACGCCCAGUCCCAGUCCCAGUCCCCGUCCCACUCGCAAUCGAAGCCCCAGGUGCAGCACUACCAGUCCGAGACGGAGACCGCCUACCAGGCGCCCGAUCUGCCCGUGGACGAGCUCAGUCCCAAUGUCGAGUUCAUCUACAAGAUCAAGACGCGUGCCCCGCUGCAGACGGCCACCGUGAAGACGGUCUCCAAGCCGUACACGCUGCCCCUGAAGAGCACAGAGCACUUUGACCAUGGCGCCGCCCUCAAGAACAUCGAGGAGUUCGAUCUGUCGCAUGUUGUGGCUGGAGCAGAGCGGGAACGGGAGCGUGAUCCAGAGCAGCACCAGCACACGCGGUCAGCCGGUGGGAAGCCCCACAAGCUGUACUUCAACUCGGAGAUCUAUCACGACAUCAACUCGCUGCCGUUCAAGGGCGACAAGGGGCGACACGAUCCGGAGGCGGAGCGGGCCAUCCAGGAGUACCGCCACAAGCUGAAGGCAGCCGCCGCCGGGGACCGGGACCUCCAUCCGGACUACAAGGGCUACACGGGCUACUUUGCCGAGCCGGAUCCGGAGGAGGAGCGAGAGCGGGAGCAGGCGAAGCUGCAGCUGCAGCUGCAACUGCAGUCGCAGUCGCAGUCCCAGGAGGAUGGCUAUCCCAUAGUCAAUCCGUAUCCCUAUCUGCUGAAGAAGGAGCCGCUGGGCUCCAAGUACGAGGAGGAGCACGAGCCCUGGUCGGAGCAGCCGCUCCGCCUGGUCCACACACACAGCCACCCACUCGGUCACAGCCACGCCCACGCUCAUGGCCAUGCCCAUGGCAAGGGCCAGCACAAAGGUCAGCAGGGCCAGGGCCAGGGCCAAGGUCAGGGACAGGGUCAGGGUGGUGGAAUCAACAGCAGCCUGGAGUACGACAGCUACAGCCCCAAGUUCAACAAUAACCCCGAGGGCUACGGCUACCAGCACACGUACAAGGGCUCCCCCGGCGGAGGGGGGGCACUGCCAGCCGGCGGUGUCAAGCGUGGCAAGCGAGGCGGCGGCAGCGGUGGCAACCUACACCCGGCUCCGGGCAAGAAGCAGCUGCGAACGGGCGGCGCCGCCAGUGCGGGUGGCGAUCUGGAGGCCAGCCUCGCCCUGAGGCCCCCACCCAAGAAGUAAACCUCAUUCCCCAACCCCCGCCCCCACUCUCAUAGCUGAUUUUAUGCAACAUUUUGUUGCUUGUUGAAUGUAUUGUAUGUGUUUUUUUUUUUUUGUUAGUUACUCUAAGUAUUUUAUGAUUAUUUAUUUUACGGCCAGCUGCCCGGACCCGGCAACCCGGUCAGCAAUCUAGAAAAGCGCAAAACAAAUUACCCAAUAAUAAACGAAUACUAAAUGCGAGACUGGAAAGUGUUUGCCUCCCAUGAACCAAUCCGAACAGGGGGAAUAUCCAAGAAGUGGCCCACUAGCAGCACAUUUAUGCCCCAUUAACGCGCGACUUUCUGCUCACUCUAAAGGCCAUUUAUAAUUGGUAGAAAACUUCACCUUUGCCUCAGCAUAUCUUCACGUAUGGGUGCAGCAUCGACACGAAUAAAAACAGUCCUCUGAAAGUUCAUUCAAUUCUCUUUUGAAGCCCACAAUUAUUUUUCAUCUUUUUAAGUGAAUUUCUAAAAAUGAUUUUGGUGGUGCCAAAGUACAUACAUAUGUGGGUGUGAUCCACGCAUCCACAUCUACAGCCUCAUUUUUGUUCGAUUGAGAUGGGGAGUAAUCGAACCGGCAUUUCUCAUGAAUUAACUUCGGAACAUUUUAAGGGCGUCCUUCGUCCUGCGGAUCUUUGUGCUCCUGGAACGUCAAAAUAGCAAUAAUUUAUCUAUAUCCAAUAUACAAAUAACGUUUCAUAAUAUUCUUA
Molecule: messenger RNA, 3271 nt
Organism: Drosophila obscura
Lineage: Eukaryota; Metazoa; Arthropoda; Insecta; Diptera; Drosophilidae
Product: RNA polymerase II degradation factor 1
Source: RefSeq, a predicted model, not a curated record